Messenger RNA from Leishmania major strain Friedlin, 5820 nucleotides. RefSeq lists its product as hypothetical. The coding region runs from base 1 to 5820 and encodes 1939 amino acids. The record is from RefSeq and is a predicted model, not a curated record. NCBI's taxonomy places the organism in Eukaryota, Euglenozoa, Kinetoplastea, Trypanosomatida, Trypanosomatidae. The transcript has a single exon.
AUGGUGCCCCGCGACGCCACUUCGCCGGAGGAAGUCGCCAGCGAAGGAGGUGAUGGGAGCGUGUCGGCCGGGUCAAUGAGCCUCUCCUCCACCAUGCCUGACCUUCCCGCUACUCCACUGCCGCCACUGCCCGGGUUCACCACACUGGAGGUGAGUGGUGCUCCAUGGCGUACCCCAUCGCCGCAACCUGCUACUUCCACGGUGGUCGCGCUACCGUCGCCAACACUUCAGGGCAUCGUCGUGCCAGGGGCGGAUAACCACACAGCUGGGUCCCCCAAUGGCGCCGCUGUCUCGAGCUUCCGGAGCAGAGCGGGAAGCAGGCAUGCCUUGUCUGGUGCCUUUCCUUUGUCUGCUGGCGAAUCUCCGGCGCUGCCGACGCCCAUCAUGAUCAGCUCACUUCCGCGCACGUCUUCGCAGUGCGCGGAGGCGAGCGAGCAGCUGCAUCCCUACCGCCAGUCGCUGCUCGGCAGCUCCCUGCCGCCCGGCACGGCGCGCUUCACCACGCUGCCAACGCCGUUUGUGUCGCGGGCGGGGGCAGGCAUGCAGAGCAGCGGAGCCCGCAGCCUUCGCGAGGACUCCGCCGUCCUCUCCCGUGCCUCCUCUUUCACUCCACCAGCGAUGCGGUUUGUGCAGCGGGUGCGGCGCCGCAUCCUGACACUUAGUCAGAUGCAACUGCAGCUUUCCGCCUGGGACCUCUUCCACACAGACCACAUCGGUGGCCGCUCCCAGGCGGCACUGCAGGUCACUGCCGCAGCGUCUGGCGUCACAAGCCCAGCCGUCUCACUGACCGCAGCAGCGCAAGGUGGUUGGCGGGCGAAGAAUGAACCGGAGAGCCGUGGGAGCAGCAGCGGAAGCAGGUCGAGCAACUCUCGGUCCCAGGAGUACUCACAGCACUUGUGUGGUUCCCACGCGGUGUCGGAAAUGCCGCAGCAGGCGCUACCCGGCCCCCACUGGCUGUUGAGCGUGAGCGAGGACGGUUUCUUGCGCUACGAGCCGCUGCCAUCCGCUGCGCAGCCGCCGCCGUACAUGCAAUCCCCGCCGGUGGUCACCACUGCCGAUUUUGCCUUCCUCUGUGUACCUUACGAGGCGCUCGCGCGCGGCAUAGGGCCAGAGGUGGGCCACCACAGCCAUAUCAGCACGAGCGGUCCGCUCGGUGUUAGCGCCGGCGGCGUCGGUGUAGUAGCUAUCAGUGGUGACGGCGCGGUCGAGGAGGUGGCGGCGGUGUUCGACGUGCUUUUUGGUCUCUUCAGUGGCACCAGGCAGCAGCACUCGCCAGCACACCAGCAGCGACCGCCGCCGCACCGUGGCACGACCGGAGCCAAGUCGAGCCUCCUCACAGUGAACAACGGCGGCGGCGGCGGCGCCACCGUUUCCACCGCACACAUACAGUCUGGCAGCUCUCCCGUGCAAGACGGCGAGGAUCCGCUGCCGCAGCCGAUGGUGUGUGCUGGCCGCGACGACGACGGGCAGCGUACUUGGCGGGACAAGCGACAUGCAGAGGCCUGCUCCAACUCCUACCCGCAGGUCGCCGCUAGGCCUAUCAUCGACAACGCCGGGGGAAAGGGCGGCCAUGGCGAUGCGAUGGCCUCGCGCGAGGUCCACUCCCCCGAGGCUUCAUCGCCACGAAUGCGAGUCUCCAAGGCACGCACGUCCACGGCUGCCGACUUCCCGUUGUUCAUCUCGAAGCGACUGCAACCUGCGGGAUGCCUCGACAGCGACAUUUCCGUCUUGCCGCAUCAGAAUCACGUGGUGCCGGGGCUGCCACUCUCCUUGACCGAGGAUUGGCUGCUGCCGCUGCGUCAAGCCCUUGUGAAUCGCACGAUCUUCCUCCUUGUCAAGCCCGGCAGUGAAGAGGCGCCGGCGUCAAGCCCGCGCCGUGCGAACGCGACGAGUAGCGCCGAGGGCUCGGACAGCGCCAUGAACGAACGGGUAGUGCAGCGGUUUCUGCGGUUUGCCAAGACGCACUAUGGAGUCACGGUGCAGCCGUGGCGCGUCAUUACCUUCAGCUACCGCGAUGCGACGCGAGCUCGCAACGUGAUGCUGGCUGUCUACGGGCAGCGACUUCGUAAGAAGCAACAGCAGCAGCAACACGAGCAGAGCGCUAACUGGCGGCCGGCUUCGGAGACGCUGUCACCGGCGCCGUUGACCCGUGGUGCCGGCGCGGACGAUGUGGCGGGCACUGCCUCUCCAGCCGAUGGCGCUGAUGUGCUCGCUGCAUCUACCGCACCGCCCGUCCCCCGCAGCGGCUGCUCCGUCACCCCACUUGAGCCUUCGUGCGUGACACCUGGCUUGCCUGUGAUCGCCACCCCUGGCGGGGCACAGACGCCGCGCGGUGCAUCCCUCAUGUCAACCUCGCGGCUCACACUAACGUCUUUGGUUGGCGGAAGCGAGUGGCGUCGUUGUCGUAAUGACGGGGCGAGUCGGCCGCAAGACGACGAGGGUGGCCAGCAGGAGUUUUCCGACCCCUUCUACACCUUGACACAGGAGUUGAGCGUUCAGCCGCUGCCGACGGCGCUGGAGGAGUACAGACCGUUGCUGGAGCGCCACGCUGCGACGCAGAUGUCUGCGCAGUCCGGUGCGAGUGCGGUGGCGGCCACGACAUCCCCAGCCAGUGGCAUCUGCACCCAAGCAAGCUGCGCAGGCGGGACGGGGCCCGCCACUAGUACGAUCGGCGAGGGUGUGCAAGCCCUUGUUGACGUCGCCCGCCGGCUUUCAAGUGCGGCGGGCUCCGUCCCCGCCAUCGAGGGCCCCGCCACGGGGGACGUGAGUGACGACGGCGUGGACGCUGCAGCGGCGGCGGCGUGCAAGCACGCCCAGGAGGUCGUGUGGCGCGCCAGCGGUGCCGCGGGCGUGAGCAGCGCUCUUCGCCACUUCCAGCACGCUGCGACCGCGCAUCGCGUGGGGAGGGCGGCGCUUCCGGUGAUGAUGUGGUCGUGGCAGCUAUGCUCGCUGCUGCCGGUCAUUAUCAAAGACGCGCAGUCGCGCCGCAAUCGACUGCUGCACAACAGUCGUCACUGCCAGCACAAACUGCAGGGGGUGCAGCGAAGCAUCACGUUGCACCUGGCUGCCAGCCCGGCCAAGAACGUAGCGGCGCUGGAGGUGCGACUGCAGGCGGGGUUCAACGAAAUGGCGCAGCGGUUUUUGCGAGACCUCCGCCGACUGUUCAUCUCUACAGCCUCGACAGCGACGACUGCUGCAUUCUCGCCCAUCUCCCAGGUGUCGUCGCCGUUGUGGCCAGCGACAGGCGCACCAGGGCACGGACAGCGACAGCAGCAGGCGCUGCCCCUCGCGCCGCUGGAUGCACUACUCGUGUACGACUCGCCGGGCCUGCGAGAGGCGUACCAGCGCCUCGCUCGGGCGGUGCUUCGAUUCCACGCCUUCUACCUCGCAGGGCACUUCGCCUUCGAUGCACGAAUGCCAAGUCAGCCCUCGCGCACGGGCCACGAUGCAGCCCACGAGAGAAAGCUCUCGCAGUCGCCAUGGCCCAUAUCCGUGUACGAGCAGCGCUACGCCGCUCUCCGGGAGGCUGUGUGCCUCUCGCAGCUGCCGCCGCCACCGCCGCCACCGCCGCCCACGCGAGCGGUCACCCCUGCCACCAAAACGCCGACAAUUCCUGCUGUUCGACUGACCCCGUCGGGCAGUGCGGCACGGACGCCGGCAAGUACAAAGAGCGAGGCCGAAGAGACGCCGGUGCCGAAGGUGGAACUCCGGUCCAACUCCCGCCGCCGCAGCAGCUCCCGCAUCACGAGUGCGGCAGGCUCAGCAGCCUCUCUGGUGGAGGAGCCAUCACCGCUGCGAUCUGUGAGGCGGAGAGAGCCAGCUGCCGCGCCUCACAGAGAGUCCGUCGAAGGCGGCGGCGGUGGACGACGAUCGCAGCGGUCGUUCUUGUCACCGUCGUUUCUCGCUUCCGCUGCACGGGAGGUCGUUGCUGCCGCGGCGUGUCCGAGGGUUGCGUGCACGGAGCUAACAGCUAUGAAGAACGGCAUGGACUCUGUAAGUGGCGUGCCUGGAUGGGAGCGUGGGACACGGGGGAUAUCUUCAGAGCAAGUGGCAGACGAGGGCGCAGACGGCGACGGCACGCCCCGACUCAGUCUCGAGGAACUGCAGCAGCGGCGCGUCGCCAUGGAGCAUCAGCUCAUUGCGCAUGUCUCGCAGAUCAACACAGAGAUCAUCAACUUCCUGCUCGCCACUUGUGUGGCUGCCGUCCCGCACCUGCAGCAGGACUGUAUAGGCGCAGAGCUCGCGCGAGUGAAGGACGCGCAGGCGGAGAUGGUGUCGAGCUUCACGACGGCGGUGCGCGGACGCAAAGACGCCGCCAUCGCGAUGUCUCACCUCUACGCCCGGCUCGAGGAGUGGAGCGCAGAAAUGUCACACCUCGUGUCGGUUGUGCGGUCGCGGCCAUAUCUCGAAAAGUUUAUCACGGAACUGCGGGCGGCUCUGUGCGAGGAUGAGGUGCGCGCCCUCGCAGUCUUUCGCUGCGACAGCGGGGAUAGGCCGGACUCGGGCACCGCGGCGUGGCAGAUGCCGCAGGUAGAUGAUACUUCGCCGUCGCCAUCCAGUGCAGCAACGAAGGCGCGUCGCGGAAUCUAUGCGACCGCGGCACGUCUACCUCUGGCAAGUGCUAGAGCAAGCGUCAGCGCUAGCGGUGGCUUGCUGGACAGCACGCUGAAAGGGUCGGCAGAGCAGAACGCCGCCGCACCUAGUCCGAGCGGCACCCCUUGCGCCUGCGCCUCGAAGUCUUUGGCAGCGGAGGUGGGCUACCGGUCUGCCCGGAUGCUGCGCUACUACACUCGCCUCGCCUGCAAGCGGCGUGGGUCCAGCGGCAGCGACAAACUCUCCGACACCAGCAUGGCUGCCAACGCCCAGCGUAGCGGUGUGUUCGGCGAAAUGCUAGCAUCCCCGUCGCCUUCCCGGUCGCUGCGCUCCAUCCAGGGCGUUAACUCAACGUUGACGUCACCGCACCGCAGCUCACGCGUGAAAGGAGGCGGCGGCAGUGGGCGUGGUGCAUUGGGCUUGAGCACUUCGCUGUCCAGCACGUCGGCCGUGUGGAGUCGGGAGGAGGCGUGCGUCCGUGUCGAGGGCGGUGCCCGAGCGCUGCGUGUUUAUGACGCCGGUGACGCGAAGACCACGGCGCUCGCCUUUUUUGCCUCUCCGACGCAGCCGGUCGUCUCGGCUGUGGCCGCAGAGGUGCUCGCGAUGCUGGAGGUGAGGAAGCGGGAGCCCCUUCGGUCCCCAUCGUCCACCUCGGCGGCGCAAGCCGUGGUCGGCGCCGAAUCAAGGGGUGCUGCGCGAGACGGCGCUGCAUCGUCGGCCACGCCGGCAGCAGCACCUGCGCACCGCUCCGUCGAUGCAGAUGGCAGCGCGUGGCAGAAGCGGCUGGUACAGUGGCGCUCCGCCAUGACGGACGCAGAGAGGCCGGCCGAUGAUGCCUCUGCGGCGCCACUGCUGUGGAUUGUUCUGGACACGUGGGAUGAGACGCUGCUCCGCAUGCCCUAUGGACUGCUGCUGCAGCUGGACACACCCAGCUACGCUGAGUCUCUCAACCACAUGAGCGAUGAGCUCUUGAACACGCAGGAGAGCUGGAAGCGUAGCUGCGAAGGCUUGCUGGCGAGGAUCCAGCGGCAGCUACAGACACUGGAGGGAGAUCUCAAGAAGAUCAGCGAUGACCGUGGUGAGGUGCGCACCGAGUACGUGCGGGAGUUGCGGGCGGUGUUUGAUGCGGCUUCCGACCUCAUCGCCUCCCGCGAUGACGCCACUGCCAUGAGCGCCUGUCCGUUUUGUGAGCUGCCAGGCAGCACGAGAGGAGGUAUUCGGGCCUGA